AUGACUUCAUCCCAGCAUCUCAGCGAGCUCGACCGCACGUUUGUGAACCUGACCGAUGAUCCCGCGCAGGGCCGCGGCGCAAGGCGCACGUACAUUCGGCGCGCGGUCAUGAAGAACUUCCACAAGCGGCGGAACCAAAAGAAGAAGGCCUCGCGGCAUGAGGCCGAGAUAGCGGCAGGCAGCCGCGAGAACGCAUCAAAAGCGGCGAUGACGCCGAAUCGCCCGGUUAGCUCGCGGCUGAGUCCGCAGAUGUGUGCCCUGAUACCCAAGUUCGACCUCUUCGAACAGCGACAAUUCUCAGAGCCGUCACUGAUGCAGAUGAGCAAUUCUGUACUGAGGUAUUUGUGUGGCCAAGCAUCGAAAGUGGCUCACGAUCUGUCCCUUGUGGCCUUCCUUCAUCCUUCCUCUGAGCAAGAGCUUCAGAGCGGCUCUGCAUCUCCCAGCUCGAAGCCGAGUCCUCUCAAGACAUGCCAGAACUUGUUGCGGGCAUAUGGCUCGUGUAAAAGUGAAACUCUUGGGUUGUCUGUCGAUAGAGAGCCGCUGUGGGAGAUGAUCCAUCAGCAUCAGGAAUGGAUAUACGCAAAGGCAAGACAGUUAUCUUUCUUCUGUGACUUUGAAAUAAAGCUGGGGAGAAACAAUGCAGCCUUUCCGAAUGGAGAUAUUGCGCUUCUCUAUACUCUCGGAUCCAUUUUUAGACGUCUUCAAGUGGAGGGCACAUUGGAUGUUUCUCAGCAUCCGCAGGAGGACUGGAAGCAAUGGGUGUUUUGCGAAUCCUUCGUCCGUGUCGCCACCAUCUACUUCACCCUAAACGCCGUGCUCUCCAUGGAGAUCGGACUGCCAUGCAAUAGCCCGCUGGACUGGGAUACCGAGGGCAUGCUGCUCCCGGCUUCCAAAGCUUCAUGGUCUGCCCAGAACAUUGACGACUGGAAGAAACUGACAAGCACCUGGUUGCCGUACAAGCAGCUGAAGUGGAGAGACUUGCUCGAUCCGACACCUUUUGGCGACUCACCGGUGGACGAGUGGAGGGAAAGCUCGGAUGAACUGGGCUUGUUGGUCACAAUGGCGAUGACGAUAAGAGCUCAGCUGUUGCGCGAGGCAAUGCAAGCCGGCAGCAUCCCUUCCAGGGAAUCCUCUGCGAGUUGUCCCGUAUGA
This is a messenger RNA of Trichoderma citrinoviride, 1152 nucleotides long. RefSeq lists its product as hypothetical. Bases 1 to 1152 code for a protein of 383 amino acids. NCBI's taxonomy places the organism in Eukaryota, Fungi, Ascomycota, Sordariomycetes, Hypocreales, Hypocreaceae. The record is from RefSeq and is a predicted model, not a curated record. The transcript is spliced from 4 exons.